Molecule: messenger RNA, 1489 nt
Organism: Spodoptera litura
Lineage: Eukaryota; Metazoa; Arthropoda; Insecta; Lepidoptera; Noctuidae
Product: epithelial serine protease-like
Biological process (GO): proteolysis
Molecular function (GO): serine-type endopeptidase activity
Source: RefSeq, a predicted model, not a curated record
UAGAUAGUUUCUUCCUAACUUACUAACAUGUCUCUCUUAGCUAUUUCUUGUUGCCUCGCUCUUCUAGCGGGUCAAACCUUAGGAGCUGGUUAUCACGAGGAUGUAGGGAUCCCCGAAGCCUCCAGGAUCCGCUUGAAGGAGGCCCAGAAAGCCAGUGAGAGGAUCAGUGGAGGAGAAACUUCCACUUAUGGUGAUAACCCAUAUCUGGCCGGUAUACUGAUAACUCUGCGAACUGGUCAGCUGUCUGUCUGCAGCGGUACCUUGCUGAGCACACGGAAAGUUCUGACUGCAGCCCAGUGCUGGUAUGACGGGUACAACAUCGGUAGGAAAGCUGAGGUGGUGUUAGGUUCACUGCAGCUGUUCAGUAGUAACAAGAGGGAUGUCUUAGGAGUGGUUGUGCACUCCGGAUACAAACCUAGCACUCUGUAUAACGAUCUCGCCAUGAUGACUCUACGAUCCUCCACCUGGACAAGCAGUUAUCUGAGUCCUGCAUUUAUCCCAGCCGUGAACGAAACGAACAAAUACAAUGGUCUGGAGGCGCGCGUCUCAGGGUACGGGAAGACCAGUGAUUAUGACGAUUUCAACCCGGAGACGAACCAGCAAGCGUUGACAGUCACAGUGAUGAGACCCUGGGAAUGUUACUGGAACAUGGCACGUCGCCCAGUAGACUCCAGCAAGAUCAUGUGUACCCCCGGGAGCGUAUUGUGGGGUACUUGCGGCGCGGACCUCGGCGGGCCACUGGUGAUACCCAACUUUAAUGGCACAGGAAACCAUCUGCUGAUUGGAGUGAUAUCAAUUCAGUCUCCGUUUGGCUGCACGUCAUCGUUCGCGACCGGUUACACCCGCGUCACUGAAUACGUCAGUUGGAUAUAACAGAACUUGUAAACCGAUCAUACCACAGUCUGGAUUUUGAACCUAAACUAGACCCCAAUCUAGCGUCAUUUCUAUCAUUUUGGUAGUUUCUACAAUCAAAAAUAAAUGCCUAACUUUGAUUUUUCUACAUUAUAAAAUAUUGCGAAAUAAUAACACUUUUGUUAGUUGAUGAGUUAUUUAAGUACUUAUUUUGUUUUUAUUAAGGAAGUAAAAUACAAUUCGACGCUAAAACAUUAUGACGAUGACGUCAUUUAGUUGUAAACAAAAUUCAUACGAAACACAUUUUUGACAUUUCAGAAAAAAGUACAGCUACAUAUUGUACCUCUCAUAUUAAAAUUGAGGUACUUGUAUAUAUACUUGUAAACUUGGAAACUACCUUAUUGUACAUGUAGAUUACAUUGUUUGAGACUUUUAGGUAUAACCUAUAGUUUAGUAUUAAUAGACCUGGCUUUGUAUAAAGGACACGAAAUUAUAUUUGUAUAGGUACAUUUUCAAUCUUCCUUAGGUAUCCAUUUUGCAAUAUGGCCGACGAACUGUCAAACUCAUGUUUUUUUUAUUCGAAAUUACGUUUAGUUUCUUUUUGUUUUAUUUUAAGUAAUGUAAUGUAAUAAAAAAU